Messenger RNA from Carassius gibelio (silver crucian carp), 2001 nucleotides. RefSeq names its product cathepsin S-like. NCBI's taxonomy places the organism in Eukaryota, Metazoa, Chordata, Actinopteri, Cypriniformes, Cyprinidae. The transcript has 8 exons. The record is from RefSeq and is a predicted model, not a curated record. Gene Ontology annotation, biological process: immune response. Gene Ontology annotation, molecular function: cysteine-type endopeptidase activity. Gene Ontology annotation, cellular component: lysosome. Bases 29 to 1243 code for a protein of 404 amino acids.
CUGUAAGGGUGCAUGUGGUUGUGUGUGCAUGCAAUGCUGGGCAUUCAGCACUGUUGGGGCUCUUGAAGGUCAGCUGAUGAAGACCACAGGAAAGCUGGUUGACCUCAGCCCUCAGAAUCUGGUGGACUGUUCCUCCAGUUACGGCAAUAAGGGCUGCAAUGGAGGUUUUAUGAGUGCUGCCUUCCAGUACAUUAUUGAGAAUGGUGGAAUAGACUCCGAGUCAUCUUCUUACCCUUAUGAAGGAUUGGUCAUGAUGUUCGGGAGCUUGUUGUUUGCUGUGUGUUGUAGCACAGCACUGGCCCAUUUCAACACAAAUCUAGACCAGCACUGGGAGUUGUGGAAGAAGACACACAACAAGUUUUACUCCAGUAAGGAUGAGGAUCUUGGAAGGAGGGAGUUGUGGGAGAGAAACCUUGAACUUAUCAAAAUUCACAACCUGGAGGCCUCCAUGGGCCUGCAUUCAUAUGACCUGGGCAUGAACCACAUGGGUGACAUGACAGUAGAGGAGAUUCUGCAGUCACUGGCCACAACUCGUGUCCCUCCUGGCUUUAAGAAGCAAACAUUAGAGUUUGUGGGCUCACCUGGAGCUGCUGUCCCAGACUCUCUGGACUGGAGAGAGAAGGGAUAUGUCUCCAGUGUGAAGAAUCAGGGUGCAUGUGGUGCUUGCUGGGCAUUCAACUCCAUUGGGGCUCUUGAAGGUCAGCUGAUGAAGACCACAGGAAAACUGGUUGAACUCAGUGUUCAGAAUCUGGUGGACUGUUCCUCCAGUUACGGCAACAAAGGCUGUAGUGGUGGUUGGAUGACUAAUGCCUACGAGUAUGUUAUUGAUAAUGGUGGAAUAGACUCUGAGUCAUCUUACCCUUAUAAAGGAGUGCAAGGGCCAUGCAAAUAUGAUCCAUCCCAGAGGGCUGCAAACUGCACCAAUUACUAUUACGUCCAUCAGGGAGAUGAGGAGGCCCUGAAGCAGGCUGUUGCCAACAUUGGACCUAUUUCGGUUGCUAUUGAUGCCACCCGCCCUCAGUUUAUCCUGUACCACAGUGGAGUUUACAAUGAUCCCUCCUGCACCGAUGUGGUAAACCAUGGAGUUUUGGUUGUGGGGUACGGUGCAAUGGCUGGACAGGAUUUUUGGCUGGUGAAAAACAGUUGGGGUACUGGAUUUGGAGAUGGUGGCUACAUCCGUAUGGCCAGAAACCAGAACAACAUGUGUGCCAUUGCCUCAUAUGCCUGCUAUCCGGUUAUGUAGCUGAAAUCCAGUCGAAAUCUAGAAAUGUAUAAAAAUAAGAUUUGAGCUGUAUUUUAUAAUCUCAUUUAUUAACUUUAACUGUGUGUUCUAUUUGUUUUUUUGUUCCCCGUUGUCUUUUAAAAAUGUAUGUAUCAUAUAAUUAUCUUAAAUACUGAAUUUUAAAUCUUUCUUUUUUUUGGCUUGUAAAGCUUUAAGAGUUCAAAUGCUUUCAUUCUAUUCGAUAUGUUUACAAAUGAUUCGGUUUUUGUCACACAGUUUUAUCAAUCACAAUGAACAGAUUCACAUAUUUAAGGUGACCUGUUAUGCCCCUUUUUACAAGAUGUAAAAUAAGUCUUUGAUGUCCCCAGAGUGUGUGUUAAGUUUUCUCAAAACACCCCACAGAUAAUGUUUUUAAAGUCAGUCAUGUGAUUGUACUGUGCAUAAUAAAUGUGAGUUACACAGACUGGGAGCAUGGCGUGAUAAAAAUAACAACAUACCUGUAGCUAGUCUCAUGGUGCCUUGUGUCCCACUUGUGAUUAUGAGCUCAACAAAUUCAAACGGUCGACAUCACGUUUCUUGUUUUUUUUGUUUUGUUUUUUUUACCACAUUCCUAUUUAUGAUCAUUCUGGUAGCACGUGAAGGCAGCAUCAGUGAAAAUGGAUAAACAGUGGUAUAGCUUUAUCUAAUUGAUCCCUCUUUCAGGAGCAACCUUUGCACAACUCCAGCAAUGAACUGACCCUUGUUUGUGGGGCAUUCCUACAUAAAGUGAUUGGCACAAA